UUGAUCAUGCAUUAUAUAAAACACUGAUGCGUGAAGAUGAGAAGCAGAUCUGAGACAGACAGCAAACAAACAACACACGGGAGCUCAGUGCUGUGUCUGUGUGGAAAGAUGAAGAAGUUUGUUUUUUGCUUCAUUCGUGUUUCUGUGCUUUUGCUCAGUUUCUCCAUCAUUUGUCUGGGAGUCCUUUGCAUUUACACCAGUUCCUCUGUGUGCAGAUGCGGGAACAACAAGCUGGUUGUUUAUUUCCUGUUAGCUGUGGGGCUCUUGCUCCUUGUGGCUGGCAUUUUCUGGAGCACAGUCCAUGAAGCCAUGAAAUAUAGGGGCUUCAGCAGCAUCUUCAUGAGAAAUCUCAGCCUUAGAGAGCUCCGUGUCAGCACCAUAGACAGGCCAGACUUCUACCCGCCAUCCUACGAGGACAGCACAGAUCCUGAAAAGCAGACCUUCCCAUUGCCAGCAGUCUCCACACUGAAGGAGCAAGAAGUCAUUGACAUCCCCCCGCCGCUGUACAGCAAGCGCAGCACGGAGCCCGGCGGCGAAAAUACCGAGGGAGAGCAGCCCCCACCCUAUGAAUUAGCUGCUGGCCAGGACUCGAGCCCAGGGGGGGAGCCAAAUACUGGUGCACCCACUCAAGAUGUUUGCUGACAGCAUGGAGGCUGCCAAGGGACCUCCAAGAGAGUAGGGGAGACAUGGACAGAGGUGUGUGUCGGUGCUGCCUGACGCUGCACCACAAGGCCGCCCCAGAAAAGCACUGACUGUCCUGGUGUUUGGGUGAAGUUGGAAGGGUGUAUGUAAAAAGUUGCUCUGUGUUUCAAAGCAGCAGGAGGGUCUCCAUCCUGCAGGGGUUUGCUGAGCGAGGAGGUACCUCCCAUUGUGGUCACCGUGCUCGUUCAGCUGGGAACAGACACCCUAGCACCAUGCUCUGUGUGGCCAUUCAGCCUGCAGGGCUCGGAGCUGCCACAAUGCUUACAAGAGAGCAAACGAGCUGUCCACAGCAUUCAGAAAACCAGGAGGUAAGGUGCAUAUCAGAGGAGAUGUGCUUCAUUGUUACUGCACAGCCUGAGGGAAGCACCCACUGGGGAUUGCUGCUCCCCUGGUGCAUCAAGGACAGACCCCAUCCCUCCCCCCAGGCGUGAGGGUUUGCUGCUCUGAUGGUCUGUGCCUCUAAAUGCUGUGUGAAAUUGCAGAUUCUUCGGGGAAAAAUGUAACA
Cygnus olor (mute swan) is the source of this 1207-nucleotide messenger RNA. RefSeq names its product transmembrane protein 252 (gene TMEM252). The coding region runs from base 37 to 642 and encodes 201 amino acids. The record is from RefSeq and is a predicted model, not a curated record. The transcript is spliced from 2 exons. NCBI's taxonomy places the organism in Eukaryota, Metazoa, Chordata, Aves, Anseriformes, Anatidae.